GCCUAUUCUCCUCAAACUCGUUACAAGUGUGUUUUGCCUUUCAUACUCAUUUAGCCCCUUUCAUUAGCAUCAAAAUCACUCCAGUUUUCUUUAUCACUGAAAAAUGUCUUGCUGUGGUGGAAACUGUGGCUGCGGUACUGGCUGCAAGUGUGGCAGUGGCUGUGGAGGAUGCAAGAUGUAUCCAGACCUGAACGCUGCCGAGAUGACCACAACUGAGACUCUGGUUCUUGGUGUAGCACCCCAGAAAGCACACUUUGAGGGAGCUGAGAUAGAAUUCGGGGCUGAGAACGGCUGCAAGUGUGGAGACAACUGCACCUGCAACCCUUGCAAUUGUAAAUGAUUAGAGACCAAAGCCAAAGCUCCCUGGAAGCAGAGGCGCCUUUGUCUUUAAGAAAUAAUAUGUUUGUUGUUUAUGUGUUUUUAGAAUAAAGUAGCCAUGGCUUGUCGUAGGUUUUCCUGUUGCCGCCACGGUUACUUGGUGCUUGCCAAUAGAUAGAGUGAAGUACUAAUAUUUACUUGUUUUUCUGUCCAGUGUGAGCAUCUCUGCUAUCUCAGGAUAUAUUGUGACUAUUACAUAAUUAAUGUAAGGAAGUGAGUCAGAUUCAUAAUGAAUGAAAAGAAGCUCCUAUUUCGUUUA
Messenger RNA from Gossypium raimondii (Peruvian cotton), 637 nucleotides. Its product is annotated as metallothionein-like protein 2. The transcript has 3 exons. The record is from RefSeq and is a predicted model, not a curated record. Gene Ontology annotation, molecular function: metal ion binding. The coding region runs from base 104 to 340 and encodes 78 amino acids. NCBI's taxonomy places the organism in Eukaryota, Viridiplantae, Streptophyta, Magnoliopsida, Malvales, Malvaceae.